Messenger RNA from Cynara cardunculus var. scolymus (artichoke), 966 nucleotides. RefSeq names its product clavaminate synthase-like protein At3g21360. The record is from RefSeq and is a predicted model, not a curated record. Gene Ontology annotation, molecular function: oxidoreductase activity. The transcript is spliced from 3 exons. The coding region runs from base 1 to 966 and encodes 321 amino acids. Lineage: Eukaryota; Viridiplantae; Streptophyta; Magnoliopsida; Asterales; Asteraceae.
AUGGAAUACAAUUGUAAGGAGUUUAAGGUAGGCAAAUGUGAGGGUGAGAAGUUGGUCGAUGGCGAAACUUUGCCGUUGGUGCUCACGCCGACCGAACCGAGCAAGAACGGUGUCGAGUCGUUACUUGAGGUUCUAGAGAACAACAAGGAAUGGUUCGAUGAGAUGGUGACGAAGAACAGUGCGGUUCUUUUACGAGGAUUUGAUGUGAAGCGCGCGGUUGAGUUCAAUGAUAUCGUGGAGACGUUUGGUUGGGAGGAUAUCCGUUACGUGGGACCCGCACCACGAACGCAUAUCCAUAAGAGGGUUUGGACUGCAAAUGAAGGCCCGCUUUCGGAGUUCAUCUACUACCAUCAUGAAAUGGUUCUAAUAAAAGAAUUUCCAAAGAAGGUGAUACUUUUCUGCGAAAUCCCGCCACCGGAGGGUGGAGAGACGCCAUUUGUGCCGAGCUUCAAGGUCACCGAACGAAUGUUGGAGGAGUUCCCGGAGUUUGUUGAGGAAGUUGAGGCGAAGGGAUUGAAAUACACGUUCACCGCUCUUAGCAACGACAACACGACCUCCAUGAGGGGUCGCGGUUGGCAGGACGCUUUUGCAACACAUGACCAACAAGAAGCUGAGAGAAGGGCAAAGGCUCUUGGGAUGGACGUCGAAUGGUUGGAGAACGGUGGGGUGAAGACAAUCCUAGGUCCAAGACCAUUGACAAAAGUGUUUGAGGGAAGGAAAGGGAGGCGAAUGUGGUUCAACACGUUGGUGGGGAUGCACGGGAAGGAGCUGAGCUCGGCAAUGAUGGCGGAUGGGACGGAGAUACCGGAGAAGAUAGUGAAGAGAUGUGAAGAGAUAAUAGAGGAUGAAAGCAUACAGUUUAAGUGGGAGAAGGGAGAUGUAUUGUUUCUGGAUAAUUGGGCUACACUCCAUGGAAGAAGGCCAUCAUUAGCUCCAAGAAGGGUUUUGGUUGCUACUUGCAAAUAG